Messenger RNA from Aspergillus costaricaensis CBS 115574, 972 nucleotides. RefSeq names its product short-chain dehydrogenase. NCBI's taxonomy places the organism in Eukaryota, Fungi, Ascomycota, Eurotiomycetes, Eurotiales, Aspergillaceae. The transcript is spliced from 4 exons. The record is from RefSeq and is a predicted model, not a curated record. The coding region runs from base 1 to 972 and encodes 323 amino acids.
AUGUCUUCUUAUUCCUCUCAAACUUCGGCAGAACAGGUAGCACAGGAUUGCCAGAAUGCCAUUGCCAACAAGACUGUGCUCGUGACUGGCGUUAGCCCAGGUGGUCUUGGUGCCGAGUUUGCAAAGGUCAUUGCCAUUCACGGCCCUUCCCUCCUUAUUCUUGCUAGCCGCGAUAUUGCCAAAGCUCAGCAGACAGCCCAGGAGAUUGCAGACAUUGCGCCAGGAGUACCCACCCGUCUCCUUGAACUAGAUCUGCGCUCUCAAGCCCAAGUCCGAAUCGCCGCUAAGGAAGUUCUGACAUACAAGGAGGAUAUAGAUGUCUUGGUCAACAACGCUGGUGUCAUGGCAUCACCGUUCUCGCUAACGGAUGAUGGGAUCGAGAGUCAAUUUGCCACCAAUCACGUCGGGCAUUUUCUGUUCACCAAUCUAAUCAUGAAAAAGCUAGUGAUCCCUGGAAAGUCUUGCCGGAUUGUGAACGUGUCUAGCAAUGGCCACCUGUUGAGCCCAGUCAGAUUUCAUGAUUGGAAUUUCGACGAAGGAAGAAACUAUGACCCCUGGCUGGCCUACGGCCAAAGCAAGUCAGCCAAUAUGCUCUUCUCUGUCUCUCUGGCGCAGAAGCUGGGGAGUAAAGGUCUUGUUUCCGUCAGCUUACACCCUGGAACAAUCAACACUAAUCUGGCUCGAGGAGACUGGAAUGAGAUGUUUGAAUCACUCGCGAAAUGGUUCACAGUGCUCGGGUACUUCCGGGGUGGGCAAAGAGAGAUAACCUGGAAGUCUAUGUCGCAAGGUGUGGCGACGCAUGUAUUUGCCGCAUUUCAUCCAUCUAUCUCCGCCAAGAAUAAUGGUAGUUUUGUUCAGGACUGUGCAGUAGUCAAGCCGGAGGAGGUCCGCAGCUGGGCCCGGGAUCUGAUCGAGGCAGAACGACUGUGGAAGCUGACUGAAGAUAUUGUUGGCGAAGCUUUUGAGUAUUGA